Messenger RNA from Triplophysa dalaica, 851 nucleotides. RefSeq names its product ubiquitin like 4A (gene ubl4a). Gene Ontology annotation, biological process: post-translational protein targeting to endoplasmic reticulum membrane. The record is from RefSeq and is a predicted model, not a curated record. Lineage: Eukaryota; Metazoa; Chordata; Actinopteri; Cypriniformes; Nemacheilidae. Gene Ontology annotation, molecular function: protein binding.
CGCAUGCGCAAGUUUGAGCAUCGACGUCAUCAUGUCCGUGGGAAACAUCGACUGCUAGUCAACGAAUGUUAAUCGACACAAUCAGCUAUUUUUUGUUUUGUAUUUUAUAGUUAAUGUAAAGAUGAUUGUUACUGUAAAGCCUCUUCAAGGAAAAGAGUGUAAUGUACAGGUGACAGAAAACGAAAAGGUAUCAACAGUUAAAGAACUCGUUUCAGAGCGUUUAAACAUCCCACCCAGUCAGCAGAGACUGCUAUAUAAAGGAAAAGCUCUUGCAGAUGAACAUAGAUUGAGUGAUUACUCCAUUGGACCAGAGGCGAAGUUAAAUCUAGUAGUGCGGCCGCCGGCAGAGAGGAGUGGAGGGGCCAUGGGAUCCAGUUCGAGUAGAAAUAACGAAAAAACGAGCAGUGGGGUAUGGCAAUUGUUAUCAACUGUCCUGGCCAAACACUUCAGCCCUGCAGAUGCAGCUAAAGCAGAACAACUCAUUAAGGAUUAUGAACGUUCCCUCAGACAGCUUAGUUUAGAUGACAUUGAGCGUCUGGCAAGCCGUCUGCUCCACCCUGAGACAGAGGCCAUGGAUACCUCAUACAUGGACUGAAACAAACUAGAUCGAUGAAAAUCUCUGGACUAUCUUUACCAAGCAGCUGUGCACCUGGUUUAAAAACAAAACAAAGCAAGGCAAGAGUGUGGGAUGUAUUUAAUGUGGACUUUAGGAUUUAAAAAAGACAUGAACGCUGUCAGGGCACAGGGGCCACAAUGCUUGGCAUUGUUUUCCCAUCAAGAGGAAAACAGUGGUUGUUUUAGUGCAACUUUGUAAAUAUUGUGUCCAAGUUAUUAAAUGACAAUAAAAUGUU